AUGCUUGCCUACAAGAGCGUUUUUGAAAGCAAGAGCAUGCACGAAGAGUGCACAGUGCCCAAGGUCUCCCCUUCGAUUUCUGAUUUCUCCCUAACGUCGGCAAUUAGUAGUUAUAUUUUUGCGGCCCGCUACAGCGCGGCUGUUUUUCUUUCCUUUGCUCCAGCCGUGGUGAGGAGACGCGUGAGUGCAUCCGCCGUGCAGUACAGUGCCUCCAAGUUCUGGGUGGACGGAGGAUCUACCAGCGGCUGUGGGACCGUAGGUGUGGACGGAGGAUCUACCAGCGGCUGUGGGACCGUAGGUGUGGACGGAGGAUCUACCAGCGGCUGUGGGACCGUAGGUGUGGACGGAGGAUCUACCAGCGGCUGUGGGACCGUAGGUGUGGACGGAGGAUCUACCAGCGGCUGUGGGACCGUAGGUGUGGACGGAGGAUCUACCAGCGGCUGUGGGACCGUAGGUGUGGACGGAGGAUCUACCAGCGGCUGUGGGACCGUAGGUGGUGGGUCGUUUUCCACGCUUCUUUUGUUGUACAGCACCAGGUGAAAAGACUGUAGUAGGUUUCCUUUGUGUGGUUGUGCUGACCCCUGUGAAUUCCCCACAUGCGGGAAUCUCAACUGCAUAAUUUGUGGUAGUGGGGGACUGCGUUCGUGCUCUCCCCUCACUCUUGUGUCCAAAAGCAAAGAUCCAUGUGUCUGCUCUUCUCUCCGUCUGGCCUUUGAACUGGGACAAAAUGCAAUGGCGUGCUCACCGUCACUGGAUUCAGGCAUUAUGCGUGCUAGGCACCAUCAGCCAGAGUGCUGCAUGUGGAAAGG
This is a messenger RNA of Oreochromis niloticus (Nile tilapia), 809 nucleotides long. RefSeq names its product keratin-associated protein 5-5-like. The record is from RefSeq and is a predicted model, not a curated record. The transcript has 9 exons. The coding region runs from base 1 to 540 and encodes 179 amino acids. Lineage: Eukaryota; Metazoa; Chordata; Actinopteri; Cichliformes; Cichlidae.